AACAGCCUUACCAGUACCAGUGAGUUCAAGACAGAUACGAGCCCUACUUGAAUUAACCUUGUGCUAGAUUACACUCAUGGCAUUCCUCGGUCUUCGCAAGUGGUCCACUCCUGUGUUGAGGCCCAUGGCACCCUUCCUUGCAGCAAGCGCUGUCACUUUCUACCUCGUCUCAAAGAUGCAGGAGAUGGGUGUUCGUUCGGAGACAUACGCCAAGGAUCCCAAAAACCCGUACGGUGCUCAAAUUGCAAAGGAGGCACAUCAUUAGAAGGCCCUUUUCGCACACUUAGAACCACAUAUCCUUAAUAUUGGAAAAUGGCUGGCACAAAACACGAUGUUGUUGCGGUGAACUGAAUGGAUUUCCCACCAUGACUCAC
This is a messenger RNA of Suillus paluster, 374 nucleotides long. RefSeq names its product ATPase, F0 complex, subunit J. NCBI's taxonomy places the organism in Eukaryota, Fungi, Basidiomycota, Agaricomycetes, Boletales, Suillaceae. Gene Ontology annotation, biological process: proton motive force-driven ATP synthesis. The coding region runs from base 77 to 265 and encodes 62 amino acids. The transcript is spliced from 5 exons. Gene Ontology annotation, molecular function: proton transmembrane transporter activity. The record is from RefSeq and is a predicted model, not a curated record.